This is a messenger RNA of Durusdinium trenchii, 1038 nucleotides long. The record is from the annotation of a GenBank genome assembly. Lineage: Eukaryota; Dinophyceae; Suessiales; Symbiodiniaceae.
AUGGAAACUGAUCGUCUUCAGGAGUACUUUGAGACCUUGUACAGCCAUGGUGGGCUCUUCCGAUCUCCUGACUAUGAGAUAUGCUGUGAGUUCGACCACGCGUGGUUUCAUCGGCCAACCGGCAUUGUUAUCUGGAAAGAUGCUCUUCACCUGUCCUCCAAGCAGAGUCCAAAGGUCUACUUCCACUACACCAGUCACCCAGAUCACUUUCGGAACCUCACCUCUUUGAGAGAGCCGACCGAGAUCUGGGAAGCACUGAAAAAUGGUCCAGGCGCCAAAGCCUGGUGGGGCCGCGGUGUGUAUAGCCUGCCAAAGCCGCCAGAUGAGUGGAAAGACAGAGACGAACUCUUAGACAACAACUUUCGGAAUGUGAUGCGGGGCGACCUCUCUGCUCGAAGUGAAGCCUUCAUGAAAGAUGAUUUGUCAAGAAGGCUUGGGUUCUGCAUCCCCAUGCUGAUCGACGCAGAGAAUGCUUAUGAUCUGUCCCAGACUCGCACCAACGAAGCUGAAGCCUGUGGUGUGGUGCUCCACGUGGAUGAGAGCUGCGCACACGCGGCGCAGGCUCGACUCAUGGAGGUGCUCCGCCACCGGGUAGCAGAGGCGCAGGAUGCUGAGGUCUGGACUGACGCGAAAGCGCGACUGGGCCGAGCACUGCUGGAGCGAGGAAAGCACGAGGAGGCUUUGGAACACCUCCAAGAGGCCUUGGAUGCACGUGAGUUCACAUUGGGUGAAGACCAUCGUGACACCUUGGAGUCGUUGAAUUGCUUGGCGCUUUCUUUGGACUCCAUGGGCCGUUUGGACCAGGCGGAACUUCUUUACCGCCGUGCCGUUGCCGUGGGCGCUCGCGGUGCUCGCGGCUAUUCACAGCUGGAGCAAUUGACCUCCACAUGCAACCUGGGCUCCUGCUGGCGGCGCAUGGGACGCUUGCGCGAGGCCGAAAAGCUAUUGCAACCCCAGCUGCGAGCGUGCGAACGCCGCCUGGGCCGUGAGCAUUUCUUGACGCAGACGAUGUUGAAGAAUUUGUCCAGGUCCCUUUAA